Molecule: messenger RNA, 2390 nt
Organism: Ruditapes philippinarum (Manila clam)
Lineage: Eukaryota; Metazoa; Mollusca; Bivalvia; Venerida; Veneridae
Product: protein SYS1 homolog
Exons: 4
Coding region: 311-820 (169 amino acids)
Biological process (GO): Golgi to plasma membrane protein transport; Golgi to endosome transport; protein localization to Golgi apparatus
Cellular component (GO): trans-Golgi network; Golgi membrane
Source: RefSeq, a predicted model, not a curated record
AUUAUUUUCUUUUAUUAAAGAAUAUUUAAUCCCAAUUGUGAUAAUUUUGUAUGUUUAUUUGUUGUUGAAGACAAGUUGUACGGUAGAUUUUCAGUGACGAAAAGUAUUUAUCGCAUUUAAGUGCGAUUUGUUCGUCCUAACAUCAGUUCGUACUGCGCAGAAUGAUUAUCAGUAAAAUUAUUAAAUUAAGAAAUUACGCACGAUUUUAAUGUUAAAAGUUUGAUCUGACAUGCAGAGAUGUGAAUAAAACAUUUCUAAAAAGUCACAUAAGUAAUAAAGAACCAUUGAUGAAGGAUUUAAUUAAGUUGUGAUGUUAGAGAACUUAUUUCGAGGUAGAUUGGGAAGAAUGACUGGAUCAUUUCGAAGCAAUGUGUGGGACCCUGUACUUAUUACCAGUCAGAUAAUCAGUCUACAGUGUCAGUUUAUAGUGACGCUGGGAAUCUGGGUGUAUAUACUCAACUUUAUCUGCGGAUAUGAUACUACCAUAGACCAAAUCUUCAAACAGGCAGAUAAAGGUUUAUUCACAGAAGGCCCGGGCAAAGCAAAUACAAUAGCAUAUGCAUUAAACUGCUUAACCAGUGCUUUGGGUCUCUGGUUCAUAGUAGGAAGAACAAAGCAGUGUUUAGACUUUGCUGUUACAAUGCACUUUAUACAGUUUAUCAUAUUUUGGAUUUAUAAUGGACAUAUACCACAUACUGUAUCAUGGUGGAUUUUAAAUUUAGUUGGAGUGACUUUAAUGACAGUGCUUGGAGAAUUUUUAUGUAUGAGGACGGAGAUUAAAGCCAUUCCAAUAGGUAUGGGGCCAAAGGUUGACUUGUGAUAGAUUUUGUAUGCUGUUUUCUUCUCGGUAUGAACAUUGUGUGCGGAAUGCGAACAAACUGGUUUUUGUGAUAUAUUUAAGAAUUAGUUUCAAGGCUUCUUAUAAAUCAAAGAAAUUGGGGACCAGUCUUGUAAUGGAGGUAUUUAUUUGGUCAUUUUCUAACUGGUGCCCAGGAUUCACCAAUCAAAUGCCUUGGUACAUGGUUGGUCCUCGGUUUCAAGUAAUAACAUGCAAGUCUUGGGCUGCUGGUAUUUAUUUAUAUCGCGUUAAAGAAGGAUUUCUUCAGUACAGAGAACAAUAGUUAAUUUUGCAAUUCUUGUCAUUUUAAUCAAGUAAACAAAAAAUAUUCAUCGAACAAUAUUCAAAAAAAACUUUGUACCAAAGAUCAGGAAAUGUGCAUAAUGCUUUGUAAUAACUGAACAUGUAAAUUUCUAAAUACUGACUACCUACAAUGUAUUGUUCAGCCUACACUUGAAUUUAUUUUAAUGAAAAUUAUAAAAAAAAAAACAUACAUGAAAUUUCUAUUUUGAUUCUUAAAAUGCUUUGACUUGAAAUUGAUUUUAAUCUGUAGUUUACACUCAUUUAAAAUUAAAAAUUAACUGGAUAAAUAUGUAUUAAAAUCAUACUAUUUUUUGUUUAUUCAUGUGCAUGAUAAAAUGUACCUGUGGGAGAAUGGGGAAUUAUUUAAUGUAUCAGUAUAUUGUGCUUAGUUCAAUAUCACACCAAUAUGCUGGGACAACAAGUUAGUUAUAUAUUUUGAUUUUCAUUGUACAUAUCAUACACUGAGCCAUAUUAUGAUUGAAACAUUUCAAUAGUGCUUUCAAAAUACUAACUUAUAAAAUUUGAGUCGCGUCAUGACAAAACCAACAUAAUGGGUUUGCGACCAGCAUGGAUCCAGACCAGCCUGCGCAUCCGCGCAGUCUGAUCAGGAUCCAUGCUGUUCGCUUACCAACCCUUUUACAAGUAGAGAAAUUAAUAGCAAACAGCAUGAAUCCUGAUCAGACUGCACGGAUGCCCAGGCUGGUCUGGAUCCAUGCCGGUCGCAAACCCACUAUGUUGGUUUUGUCAUGAUGCGGCUCAAAUGUCAUUUUGUGUGCUUUUAAGUUGUUUGGAUAUCAUUUUUUGUUUCAGAUUUUUGAAUUAUUGUUUUUUGGUAUAUAAGCAUAUAUCAUAGCAUGCAUGUAAAUGACAAUGAUAAAGUUCCCAUUUUGCUGAAAAUCUAAUUUUAUGAGUACAAAGUUUGCUAAAAGCAAUUUAUCAUUUUAGAGGCAGCUUGAGCUAAUAGUUUGACCGUCCCGAGCUGGAUUUAAACAGUCUAUAAAUAAACAUAAAAGUUCUCUACCAUUAUUUAUUUAGAAUGAAUGAAAAUAUAGAUAAAAUGUAGUCAUUGCUAUAAACAACAUUUCACGAUUAAAUUGUAACAUGUGCAUUUGUAUUAUAAGAAUAAUCUUAUUAAAUUGGUCAGAUAAAGUGCUUGUAUGAAAGAAACAAGUUACAAAUUUGUCCAAAAAAAAUCUCCUUUCAAAUGAAACAAAUUCUUCCCUCUUGCAUUUAUGUGUAUGAAUUAAAA